This is a messenger RNA of [Torrubiella] hemipterigena, 4219 nucleotides long. The record is from the annotation of a GenBank genome assembly. NCBI's taxonomy places the organism in Eukaryota, Fungi, Ascomycota, Sordariomycetes, Hypocreales, Clavicipitaceae.
GGCCAGGCUGUGCUUCAACAAAGAGCGGCCUUUUCUUAGCCGGCUUAGGCUAGUCGCGCAUCAUUGUACCUGUUGCAUAACUAUCAAUCGGCCCAUCGGCCGUUACCCUGAGUAUGUGAGACUGUUGACGACAUUAAUUCCCUGGAUAUUCGCGAUGCACAAUCCAUCCCGCAGCAUCUCCUGCUGUAGAGGAAUCACAGCAGAACGAUCAUACUCUCGCUGCGGCGGUUGGUUAAGCCGGGCUUCUCUUCGUCUGACAGCCCUUGCAUGACGUUUGCGCCGCACAUUAUAUGCCCCCAGCAUGCAUAUUGCCCCGAUGCGUGCAAUGCUGUGUGCGCCGAUUAGCGAUGACCCCUUACCGAAUUGGAGGGGGGGACAUACAGGAAAACAACUGAAAACACGAUCAAUAGAUUUUUCGUAUCUGACAUAGCGGCUAAAAUCGGCCUUCGAGGAUCAUCUGAGGGUGCGUCGCCAAAGCUGUAGUCAUCAAAGGUGAUUAUGACCGCUGCGACGAUUGCCCCUAUGAACAUCACUACGUUUAUUGCUAUUGAAUAUCGGAUAAGCUGUUUAUAGGUGAACAUGAGUAACACAUCGAGAGUAUCGAAAAUAAUGGCAACUAUAGCCUAUGGUCAAAGGCAUGCUGUCAAUCAAGGCUCAUCAGAUGGCGAGUUGUAGAGUCAUACCAGACCUGCAUUGGUGGGAUAGAAGUGAGGAAACCCUUGCCAAUGUGUUAAAAGUAUAGGUCAAUGCCCAGCAUUGUAAAAGUAAAUGGUUGCAGAAGAGCGAAGCCUAUCCGGUAUGACCAUGGUUGGGGCGGCAUUGUAUAGUCGCUUUGGGGCCGAGGGCCGUUCCCGUGAUGACUAUCGGUCAUUGUUCCUGAUAGUGUCCAUUACAGGAUCUCACAAUUCUUGUGGCUGGAGAGGCGCUUAGGAUUUAUGUGUUCACAAAUGCAGCUUGCACCAGUGGCGCCGUAUAAAUUUUACCUACUUCGCUCCGCGCUACGCAGCCUGGUCACGAGUCAUCUUUGCUACCGUAUACCUCCGUCCGUUUAGUACAUACUAUAUGCUAGCGCAGUAAACAUCUAUCUAUAUUAGCUCCUUUUGCGCAUUUUCACAAUACUUCCUGAGAGUGCUGUUGCUACCAGUCAGCGCUUCUCAGAACGCUGGACUUGCAGCGUGUAGGUCCUCCACCAUCGCCCUACGACACAGUGUGGAGCCACCCAGCACUCAAAAAAUCCAACCAUCGCCGUCCAUGCUUCCACCGUCCUCCUCAUCACAGCGGAACACCGCUCCUGCGCCACACCAAUGAACAGCACAAACACAAUGCUGCGCUCAAUAUGGGCAGCGCGUCCAUUGGCAGCACGGACUGCGCCAACAACAUGCCGCUCCUGUCGGCCGUCGCCAUCCUCUGCGCAUCCCCUACGACGACUCUUCAACUCUUCAGCAGCAAAGCGCGCCGAAAAGCAGGCCGCCGAUGACCCCAACUUUGUCUCUAUCCUCGAUGUGCAGCCUCAAUUAGUUCGCCAGAAGAGACGACAUGGCCCUGGCCUCAUUAUCCUCGCUCUUAUCCCCAUCACCGCAUUCGCUCUCGGCACAUGGCAAGUGCAGCGUUUGGGCUGGAAGACGGACCUCAUUACGAAAUUCGAAGACCGUCUUGUCCGCGACCCCCUCCCCCUCCCACCCAUGAUCGACCCCAAUGCCGUCAGCGAGUUCGACUACCGCCGUGUCCUAGCUACCGGACGCUUGCGCCACGACCAAGAAAUGCUCAUUGGCCCCCGUAUGCGCGACGGCCAGGACGGAUACCUCGUAAUCACCCCUCUUGAGCGUGAGGGCGGCACAACUAUUCUCGUCAACCGUGGAUGGAUCAGCAAGAAGCACAGAAGCCAGCGAAGCCGGCCAGACAGUCUCCCCACUGGUGUCGUCACCAUUGAGGGCCUGCUGCGUGAGCCGUGGAAGAAGAACAUGUUUACACCGGAUAAUAAGCCUGAAAAGGGCGAGUUCUACUUCCCAGACGUGAAGCAGAUGGCCGAAUUGACUGGCAGUCAGCCGGUCUGGAUUGAGGCGACAAUGGAGCCCGAGUUUAUGCGAAUGAUGGACUAUGAAGCACGGGGCAUCCCUUUCGGCAGAGCAGCCACCGUCAACCUGCGAAACAAUCACGCCCAGUACAUCUUCACAUGGUAUAGUCUUGCUCUCGCUACCUCAGUCAUGCUCUACCUCGUUGUCAGAAAGCCUUCGUCUGACAUUGUGCGCCGCAUCCGUGCGACCAAAGUACAAUAACCUCCAUACCAAACUUGUAAUAGCACCAACAAAAACGCCAAAACAUUUACAGGCCUGUACAAUAUGCCCUCUCAUAGUUAUACAUAGUUGAAUAACAACACCCAAAUUUUCAUAAAGCAUCAAGUCCCGUCAUCAGGUCUAUUCGUCGUCAUCGCGUGGCAUCCGCAGUUCUUGAAGUAGUUCGCGUGGCAGAUGUCGCUGUGCAAGAGAGAACAACGUCGCAUUGGAAGUGAUUUGACGUUGCCUAUAGAUAGAUCUGGUUAGCAAGUUGAGGCUGGAGACAGAGUUGUACUAAACAUACCUUCGCAUUAACGCCAUAACAUCCCGCUCAUCUAUUGAUUCACGCCCGGCGUGUUCAGCAUAGGCCGCCAGAUCGUCUGCAACUUGUUCAAAGAACCAGUCAGAUGCCUGCGUCAGAGCAGUUACCACGUCGCCAGGUACCCUCGUGUUGCUGAGGCCAGACGAUUGCAGGGCUGUCUGAGCAACUCUCUUGACAAAUGCGGGGGGCAAUGGAGGAUACUCGGUUCCAUUCUGUGAGAGCUUCUUGAUCUUUUUCUUAUACUUCGUCACUGACCCUUUUGGCCUACCACGGCCCAUCUUCAAGGUGGUCUGUAUUUGACGGGAAGUUCUUCUGGGUCCAGUGUCAUCAUCGACGAGUAGUUCUGCAUCAGGGUCAUCUUCAUCAGGCAGACGCAUUAGACUUAGACGUUUUGUGCUCUCACGCCUUGAAGGUGCCACAACCAUUGGAUCAAAAUCCAUGCCGUCGUCAAAGGCAGGUCCAGCGUCAAAGCCAUCGUCGGAACCAAGUGCAAAGGAUGGCUCGCCCGUAGUAGUUCCGAAAUCGCCAGUUCGCCGCGAUGCCGCGUUCGGAGCUCGAGCACCCUCAAUAGGUGAUGUUGGUGCCAGGCCAUCAUCCGGCUCAGACAUGUGAAACGUGGUUUGAUCCUCGUAUCCAGGAGGCAUGGUGAAGCCAACACCACUCUGGUCACCCAUGCCAGACACUACAGUUGUAUCUUCAGCCCUAUAAACUGUUAGCAUAAACAUUCCCACAGCUCGACUCUGUGGUACAUCUUACUGGUAGUACGAGGUGUCGACACUGGGGCCGAGAGAGAUGCCGUCCCCCAAGUUUAAGAAAUCCGAUGGCUCUCCAGUCUCGUCGAAGGGAUCGCCACGAACACUGAAAGCUGAAAUUCGCCUGUUGUCCGCUCUUACGGGCAUCUCAACUUCGGUUUCAUCUUGGGGUAGAGGAAGCUCUUCGCUAUCAAUCAGAACCGAUCGUUGUGGUAUAGGCAUCGUGUCGUCAUCAUCAUCUAUGGCCAUGGAUAGCCUUGGUCGGGUGAGUUCAGGCUCCUCUUCUUCCAGCUCUCGCCGCCGAAUAUCAGGAAGUUCUUGUUCGUCGUCAUCAGUAUCACGUCCAGGUGCUCGAGAAGCGCUAGAAGGGGCAGUGUCUCCCGGAGAGGAAGAUGCUAUGACGUUUGUAGUAGGGGCAAGACGUUUGCCUAGAAGUUGGAGCGCGUGAAAUGGUGAAUCUCUCUGGUCCAUGCCGCUCUGGCGUCUAUUCUUGCCCGGUGUCAACAUGUUCGCUCGGCGCAAGACUUGAGCUCUCAGAGCGACUGCUGUAUGUGGAGUUUGCGCAUUGGUAGCCGGCCUUCGGCCCGAAGUCGUGGGUUCUCUAGGUGUAGGUCUAUUCAAGGGCGUAUGUACUGGCCUCCUUGACGACGAUAGAGGCUCAACAUUAACGCGGCCGCUGGGUGUUUGGGCGGCAUUUCGUGCUGCGCGGCUCCCAGUGGGAGUGUCCGCCAUGGUGGUGGCUCGACGCGCCUUUGGUGCUGAUCGGCUCGUGAAAUAAAAUUUGCUCGGCGCGUUUCCUUUUUCGAGUCGUUUAUACUACGUCGAGAAGUUCGCCUUGGAUAUGAAAUAAGGAGGAUGUCGAUGGUGGCGGG